Molecule: messenger RNA, 4649 nt
Organism: Cyclopterus lumpus (lumpfish)
Lineage: Eukaryota; Metazoa; Chordata; Actinopteri; Perciformes; Cyclopteridae
Gene: itgb5
Product: integrin, beta 5
Exons: 16
Coding region: 341-2854 (837 amino acids)
Biological process (GO): integrin-mediated signaling pathway; cell adhesion mediated by integrin; cell-matrix adhesion
Cellular component (GO): integrin complex; focal adhesion; cell surface
Molecular function (GO): integrin binding
Source: RefSeq, a predicted model, not a curated record
GGGGACGCGAACCCAGACAGGCAGCGCUCAAAUGUGGAAGGAGGAAAAUCUCAGCCGGAGUCACUUAUUGAUCUAUAACUCCACAUAUUAGUUUGUUGGUGCAGAGAUUUCUUGUCUUCGUUUCUUUCUUCUUGUGUAUGCGCGUCGGGGAGCCGAUAAGUCGAUGGAGAAGUCGUGGAGUGCGUGCCGGCUCCAUGGGUGAAGUAGUCGGGACGUCGGGACAGAGGAACUCGAGGAGCGGGUCGACCCGUCCGCACACUCACUUAACACCACUAAAGACAACCAGCAGCACGAUGCGGCGCACCGCCGGGGUCUGCGCACAUCGGCGGGACUAAAGCCGAUGAGCGGGUCUGGUCGGCGGAGCAGUAAACCGGCGGCGGAAGAGAAGACACGGGGCUGGGGGUUUGACGGCGCGCCGGCAGGAACACGCCGAGGGGACGGCAUGCGGAGCCCCGGGACGCUGGCGUGGCGAGCCGCUCUGUGCUGCGUGCUCCUGGAGACCGUGCUGCUCCCCGCGAGAGGUCUCAACAUGUGCAUGAGUGGCAGCGCGACGUCCUGUGAAGAAUGCCUCCUGAUUCACCCCAGUUGCGCCUGGUGCGCACAAGAGGAAUUUGGGAGGGGGCGGAGUCUGACGUCCCGGUGCGACUUCAGCCAAAACCUGCAGAAGAGGGGCUGCGACGCGCGGCUCAUUGAGUUCCCCACCAGCAGCAUCUCGGUGCUGCAGAACAUGCCCCUGAGCUCCAAAGGGUCCGGGUCCACCCAGUACGAUGUCGUCCAGAUCAUGCCGCAGAAGAUCUCCGUCAGCCUGCGGCCAGGAGACCAGACGUGGUUUGGGCUGCAGGUGCGGCAGGUGGAGGACUACCCGGUGGACCUGUACUACCUGAUGGACCUCUCCCUCUCCAUGAAAGACGACCUGGACACCAUCCGUAACCUGGGCACCAAGCUGGCGCUGGAGAUGGGCAAGCUCACCAGCAACUUCAGGCUGGGCUUCGGCUCCUUUGUGGACAAGAACAUGUCCCCCUUCUCCUACACGGCGCCCAAGUAUCAGGAGAAUCCAUGCAACGGAUACAAACUCUUCCCCAACUGCGUCCCCACCUUCGGCUUCCGCAACAUCCUCUCACUGACGGACAAAGUGGACCGCUUCAACGAGGAGGUGCAGAAGCAGAUGGUGUCUCGCAACCGGGACGCGCCCGAGGGCGGGUUCGACGCCAUCCUGCAGGCCGCCGUUUGUAAGGAGGAGAUCGGGUGGAGGAAAGAGGCCUACCACCUGCUGGUGUUCGCCACGGACGACGUGCCGCACCUCGCUCUGGACGGCAGGCUGGGGGGCCUCGUGCAGCCCCACGACGGACGCUGUCACCUCGACAACCAGAACGAGUACAGCGGCUCCACGAAGAUGGACUACCCCUCUCUGGCUCUGCUGGGGGAGAAGCUGGCUGAAAAUAACAUCUUCCUCAUCUUCGCGGUCACGAAGCGGCUCUACGUUAUUUACAAGAAUUUCACAGCACUCAUUCCUGGAACUACAGUGGAGAUCCUGGACCAGGACUCUAAGAAUGUAAUUCAGCUCAUCAUCGCGGCUUACAAUAACAUCCGCUCCAAAGUGGAGCUGUCGGUGUGGGAUCACCCGGAGGACAUCGGCCUGUCCUUCACGGCCACCUGCCAGGACGGGAAGCCGCUGCCGGGCCUCAGGAAGUGCGCCGACCUGAAGAUCGGAGACACGGUGUCGUUCAACGUGAGCGUGGAGGCGAGGAGCUGCCCUCCCCGCGGCGCCGACCGGAGCUUCACCAUCAAGCCGGUGGGCUUCAAAGACCGCCUGGAGGUGACGGUGGACUACCGGUGUGACUGCGGCUGCAGCCGGAAAGCGCAAACCAACAGCAGCAUCUGCAGCGCCACAGGUACUUAUAACUGCGGGACUUGUCACUGUGAGCCGGGCUACCUGGGCGCCCGCUGCGAGUGCCAGGAGGGCGAGGCCAGCAGCGUGUACCUCAGCGCCUGCCGGGAAGCCGAGGGCAAGCAGAUCUGCAGCGGGCGCGGCGAGUGCAGCUGCAACCAGUGUCUGUGCUACGAGUCGGAGUUCGGAAAGAUCUACGGCGGCUACUGCGAGUGUGACGACUUCACCUGCGCCCGGCACAAAGGCAUCCUCUGCUCAGGUCACGGAGAAUGCCACUGCGGCGAGUGCAAAUGCCACGCCGGCUACGUCGGCGACAACUGCAACUGCUCCACGGAGACGUCGGCCUGCGUGGCGGACGACGGGCAGAUGUGCAGCGGCCGAGGCGGCUGCGUGUGCGGCCGCUGCCUGUGCACCGAGCCCGGGGCCUUCGGGGACACCUGCGAGAAAUGCCCCACCUGCCCCGACGCCUGCGGCACCAAAAGGGAGUGCAUCGAGUGCCGGCUCUUCAACUCGGGGCGGCUCGCAGACAACCAGACCUGCCAGCGCCUGUGCAAGGACGAAAUCAUCACAGUGGAGGCCCUCGACACGGAGGACCCCGGCUCUGUGCUCUGUCUCUACAAGACGGACACCGAUUGCGUCAUGAAGUUCACGUAUUCUGAGCACGCCAGCGGGCGAUCCGUCCUCACAGCCCUCAAAGAGCCAGAGUGCGGCGGCGGGCCGGACGCCCCGAUGGUGCUGCUCGCCGUGGUCGGCAGCAUCCUGCUGGUGGGCGUGGUGCUGCUCGCCGUCUGGAAGCUGGCCAUCACCGUUCACGACCGCAGAGAGUUCGCCCGCUUCCAGAGCGCUCGCUCACGAGCCCGAUACGAGAUGGCCUCCAACCCGCUGUACAAGCAGCCCGUGUCGACACAUUUCGUGGAAACGGAUUUCAACGCGUACGGGAAGUCCUUCAACGGAGGGGUCCACUGAUCCCUUUAGCACGGGGGUGUGGGGGGGGGGGGGUGGCGCGGCAGGACCGGUCCGACGAACAGAUCCCUGGAGGACGGGUACGGACGGGCGCGGCGGACUUGAACGCACCUCGAUUCACACCGGACGAAAGACGUGAACUAGACUGUUGGGGCGUGGAGGGGGCGUGGCCUUUUCUUUUCUUUUAUCUUUACGCAGGAGCUUCAAGCCUUCCACCGAGAUGAUGAUGAUGAUGAUGCGACUUCUUCUCUUUCUUCAUCUGUGUGUGUGUUUCGCAGUCGGUGGAAGAAGAACGAAGCAUGAACUCCUCGGUCUGUUCAGAGAGAAAAAGAGAGAGAGAGAGAGAGAGAGAGUAGAGUUAGCGGUGAGUUUGUCUGCAGUUACACAAAAUAAACAAACUCUCAUAAAACCCUCAUAACACCACCAUUCAAUCUUUGCACAGAGCGGGCAGGACAUUGGCUUAUAUUUGUCUAUUUUUAUAAAGGCCUUUUUUCUUUUCAUCUUCUUUUUUUUUUUUGGUGUGUGUGUAUAAACUUUGCUCCCAAACAGGGUUGAAAUAAAUUUCACUCCGCAUCGGAUCAUUUUAAGAACGCACAGGAUUAUAUAUAUAAAAAGAAAAGCACACAUUUCUGAAGGUGGCUGUGAUGACGUUGUGGUACUACUAACAUUUACUAAGCAAUAGACUUCUUCAUUUUGCACAGAGAAUAUUAAGUAAAGAUUCAAAUUGUCUUCUAUGUCGUGUGUGUGUGUGUGUGUGUGUGUUAUUGUACGCUCCCUUCUGUUAGUCUGAAUUGUAGGAUUUCCAACUCCCCCCCGGGCUUUGAACAUAACAUAACGUGAGGCUGGUCCCUGAGACCUAAACUUUAACGGUUCUCUAUAAUUAAUUUGUUAGUCGGCAUCGCUCUGGUUCCCUCAGUUGAUCUGCAACUAUUUUUUUUUAAUAACGGAUUAAUCAUCACUCUUCUUUUCUCAGUUUUUCCUCAAAGGUUCCAGCUCCAGGAGAAUUUAAUAUCCCCGUGAGGUCACUGUGGGCAUUAGGAAACUGUGACGGGCUGCAUUUUUUUUAUUUUUAGUUUUUUAAUAUUUUGAGACAUUUUUGUUGACUAGAACGAUUAAUCGAGAAAAUAAGAGGCAGAUUGAUCUAAAAUGAAAAAUAAUAAAUAUUUGCAGUGUUCAUAGAUGUGUCUCUAAAGGAGCAACAUCAGGAUUUGAAUAACUAAUUAUCAGUUGGUUCGGAUCAUUGUUGGCUUUUGCAUUGGAUUCAAAAAAAAAGAAAAGAUAUAUAUAUACAUAUAAAUAUAGUGUAUAUGACUAAAGUACCACCGGCCUCUGAACCCUUAACACCUCACUGCGUUCUCGUGUGAUGAAUCUGCUCCAUUCAUGAGGUGGAGGGGCAGAGGAGAUCCCCUCCAUAGCCGGAGCACAUGCAGGACUCGUGAGGUUAAAGCGUUUGGGCAGACGGCACCGUGUGAGGCCCCCGUGAGGCCGGGACCGGGACCAGGACCGGGAGUGGACCCUCAAAGGAAGAGCGUCCAGGGUCCUUGUUCCCACAGUGAGAACCUGCCGGUCACAACGAGCCUCAAGAAAGUGUAAAUGUGGCAGGACUUGGAGUGUGUGUGUGUGUCUGCCAAAUGAAAUGAAUGUUUUCACACACCUUUAGUUCUUCUUCCUGUAACAGGCGUGAACGUUCUCCCACAGAUGAAGGGACACGCACCACUUCAUGUUUGUGUAAUGCUGCACACACACACACACACGCACACACACAGCAAGAACAAUAAAUCUGCUUAUGUCAAAGGUC